CUCUUACUGCGCUCGAAGGCUGCGGUAUGUUCUCGAGCAAGCUUGCCAGGGUCGCCAAUCGCACCUGCGCAGCUGCCAGCGGCGCAUCCAGCUCCUCCACGUGCACCGCCCACCGAGCGGCACAGUGCCUCACCGCCCGCCGGCAGACACACCAGCGCCGACAGUCCAGCAGCAAGGCGUCGUCAUGCCCGCCCGAUAGCAAUGCCAGUGGCGGAAAGCCUGCUGCAACAGCCAAGGGCGCUGCAGCGGAUGCCAGCAAUCCUAUUGCAGAGCCGGCCUCGCAGCACAGGAGCGGGAAGAAAGUCAGCCGACCAAAGAGAUCGAGGCACAACACCGAUGAACACAAGGUACCUGACCAUUUUGCGGGGCUACCCGCUGUUCCAGGCACACAGCAUAUCGACGAGCAAGACCUUCGCACGUCAGCCUUCUUCUCAUUACACAGACCUCUGUCCCUGGGAAGCACCAUUCCUCCCCCGGCCACCGAGAAAGCCUUCGAAAGCGUCUUUAGGACAAAGCAGCAGCGAGAUCCGUGGGAGAAUGGCAAUUCCGCCGAGCGAAGGCCCGAGGAUGUAGUCUACGCACUUGGACCUCUUUUCGAGAAUCUGGACGCCUCAGCGAGCGAAGCACAAGAUGAUGGAGUACGGUGGGAAGUUUUGUCCGAGAGUCCGUCGCACCAAGAUGGAGUGAAGCAUUUGGAUGGUCCACCCAGGUUACGAAGCUUGGAUGAAUUGGUCUCACAACUCAGACCGUUUACCGUGCCACCGCCGCCACAGCCAUUCACUGAAGAUCUUAAGCAGUCGGAACAGAAGAAACGAGCAUCGAAGCCGAAGCAGAAGAGAUAUAAGACGACCAUCUAUCUCACUGAAUCAACCACCACCAACGGGCAGGUGGAGUACAGUGCGUCUGUUUCACCCAUAGAGCGAGUACUCGAGGAGCAGUCUGCAGCAGAAGAGCCCGUGCCAGAAGCCCGAAGACAGUCGACUUUCCGCGAACGAAUGCAACGAUAUCGGACAUCGAAGGCCUACCUUCUCCAUCAGCAGGCCAUGGUCAGUAGUGCGCCCACAAAGGCGCCUGUCCGGCGAGCACCUAGUGCUGCGAGAAAGGAGCGUAUGCUGUUGAUAUCUGUCAAGCGACAAAGGAAAUUGAAGAUGAAGAAGCACAAAUACAAGAAGCUUAUGAAGCGGACGAGGAAUCUCAGGCGAAGGCAGGAUCGUGCAUAGUCUGGUUGAGGCGCGCCACUGGUCACUGCUUUUUUGCAUAGCACGGCGUUCUGGUGUGCAUCUGGCUGCCCUGUGCCUAGAUUCAAUAGACUUGCAUGAUUCCAGGACAUGCGAGGAGGCCAUAUGAAGGUCGCGGUCAGCACGGGCAUUUAGAUCUUUUCUAUUGCGUAUUACAAGCAAUCUCGACCACUAUUUUUU
This is a messenger RNA of Pseudocercospora fijiensis CIRAD86, 1418 nucleotides long. RefSeq lists its product as uncharacterized. The record is from RefSeq and is a predicted model, not a curated record. The coding region runs from base 27 to 1220 and encodes 397 amino acids. Gene Ontology annotation, cellular component: mitochondrion. The transcript has 2 exons. Lineage: Eukaryota; Fungi; Ascomycota; Dothideomycetes; Mycosphaerellales; Mycosphaerellaceae. Gene Ontology annotation, biological process: mRNA processing.